Messenger RNA from Amborella trichopoda, 1479 nucleotides. Its product is annotated as cytochrome b561 and DOMON domain-containing protein At3g07570. The record is from RefSeq and is a predicted model, not a curated record. NCBI's taxonomy places the organism in Eukaryota, Viridiplantae, Streptophyta, Magnoliopsida, Amborellales, Amborellaceae.
CAUAGUAUAAUAUCUCUCUUCUCUCACCUGCUCCUCCCUUUUUCUUUCUCUCUCUUCAGAGAUUCUCAGAAAACCAGGUACCAUUUAAUUUUGGAGUUCUCAAGAAGAAGGGAGAAGAGAGAGAAACAGAGAGAGGGAUAGUUAGAGAGAGAGAGAGAUGAAGGUUUUGUGCAUAGCUUUGAUAUUGGUGGUUUGCCUGUUUGAUGUGAGAGUGAAUUCACAAACGGAUUCAUGCAGUUCCAAUCUUGAUCUUGGUGCUUCGGUCUCCUUCAACACAAGCUCUCUCAUUUGCCUCUCUGUUUGGAGCUCUCACAAUUAUAUCCUCCGGUAUGGGCAAACCAGUCAGAACACAUGGAGCUUCGUGCUUUCAGCCCCCAACAACAAUACAUGGGUCGGAAUCGGCUUCUCACCCAGUGGAUCAAUGGUGGGUUCGAGUGCAGUUGUGGGAUGGUUGCCUACAAAUGGCAAUGGAGUAAUCAAGCAAUAUUACUUAGGGGGUAAGAGCACCCCUCAGGUGAACCCAGACCAAGGUGACUUGCCCCUUGAUAACUCGAGCCUUGUGCUGGUCUCGCAGUCUUCGCGCCUCUACUUAGCUUUCCAGCUCCAAACUGGCAUGCCCCGAACCCGGCUCCUCUAUGCCCUAGGCUCCCCAAAUGACAUCCCUUCUUCCAAUGCCAGGAUUUCCCAACACCAGGACAUGAUCUCUACAUCCAUCGAAUACUCAACAGGAACAAGCUCAACUACAGGCACCCCUUACACUACUCUAAGAAGAACUCAUGGGUUGCUGAAUCUGGUGGGAUGGGGCAUUCUCUUGCCAAUAGGAGCCAUAGCUGCUCGUUUCUUGAGGCAAUGGGAUCCCUUGUGGUUUUACCUUCACCUAGGCUUCCAAACCACUGGGUUUGCCCUUGGAUUAGCUGGGGUAAUUUCAGGGUUUAGGCUCUAUGACAAGCUCGCUGCUGAUGUCCCCAAACAUCGUGCCAUUGGGAUCUCCAUCCUUGUAAUUGGGUGCCUUCAGGUCAUGGCAAUAUUGGCUAGGCCAGACAAGGCCUCAAAGGUUAGGAAGUAUUGGAAUUGGUACCACCAUUGGAUGGGGAGGGGCCUUGUCAUACUUGCAGCUGCAAAUAUUUUCUAUGGCAUUCAUCUUGGUGAGGAUAAACCCAAGGCAUGGAAUGUUGGGUAUGGGGCUUCUCUUGGUGUAUUGGCCACCAUUGCUUUUGUACUCCAGUUGAGGAUGUGGAUGGCUAAAUAGUGGGGAUGAAAGAUAGAAGAUUGUACUCUUUUUCUUUCUUUCUUUUUUUUCUUGUUUGUUUGCAUAUUUUUGGUAGGACUUGGCAUUUUUUAUCCUCACUUUUGACUUGGUGAUAGUUUAUUUUUUCAUUUUUUUUUUCUUCAUAGCUAUGAUUUUGUGUAUUCUUCUUUUUAUUAUUGAUGUAACUAUCACUUGGACCGUUAUAUACAUAGUUUCCUAAGGUUUGAAGU